AUGGCUUCCGAAUCCAGGCUCUACAACAUCUCCGGCGAGACCAAAGAGCACUUGCGCAAGUUCCGCUUGACGACGUCCCGGGCGAGCAAGCCUCAAGCAGUUAUAUACCUGAUUGAUAAAACCACCCACGAAAUCCACCAGGAUGCAGACAAGGUUACAUACACAUCCCUCGACGAGAUCGCCGACGACCUCCCCGACCACGCCCCUCGAUUCAUCCUCCUCAGCUAUCCCUUGACAAUGCCCGACGGACGGUUAUCCGUGCCUUAUGUUCUGCUGUACUAUCUCCCCAUCACAUGCAAUGCCGAGACGAGGAUGCUCUACGCCGGCGCCAAGGAGCUGAUACGCAACACGGCCGAGGUGAACAAGGUGAUUGAUAUAGAAUCGACAGAGGAUUUGGAGGAAGUUCCAACGCAGCUAACCACGUAG
Trichoderma harzianum CBS 226.95 is the source of this 426-nucleotide messenger RNA. RefSeq lists its product as hypothetical. The record is from RefSeq and is a predicted model, not a curated record. Gene Ontology annotation, biological process: actin filament debranching; negative regulation of Arp2/3 complex-mediated actin nucleation. Lineage: Eukaryota; Fungi; Ascomycota; Sordariomycetes; Hypocreales; Hypocreaceae. Gene Ontology annotation, cellular component: actin cortical patch. The coding region runs from base 1 to 426 and encodes 141 amino acids. The transcript is spliced from 4 exons. Gene Ontology annotation, molecular function: Arp2/3 complex binding; actin binding.